Molecule: messenger RNA, 5103 nt
Organism: Protopterus annectens (West African lungfish)
Lineage: Eukaryota; Metazoa; Chordata; Ceratodontiformes; Protopteridae
Gene: ELN
Product: elastin
Exons: 42
Coding region: 132-2963 (943 amino acids)
Molecular function (GO): extracellular matrix structural constituent
Source: RefSeq, a predicted model, not a curated record
CUCAUUUCACUCCCACCCUACAGUGUUUUUUUGUGUGCAUGUCCCUCCUUUAAAAAUCUCUUCAAACAGCAAUUAAGUAGCCGAGGAUAAAACGGAGCAGCUCACAGGGAUCUGGGGCAGUUUGGAGCAAGAUGGCCAGCUGUAAACUUCUGUGGACCCUUCACGCACUCUUAACACUGUGUCUGCUGAGGACCUCUCUACAAGGAGGGGUACCCGGUGCUGGAGCAGGAGGACUUUAUGGAGCACUUUAUCCAGGCGGUGUACAUGGUGGCUACAAACCAGGAAAGGCUGCAGGCAUUGGUGCUGGUGGACUUGGUGCUAUUCCCGGGGCUGGUGUAGGCACAGGCAUUGGUGCUGGUGGACUUGGUGCUGGUGGACUUGGUGCUAUUCCCGGGGCUGGUGUAGGCACAGGUAUUGGUGCUGGUGGACUUGGUGUUAUUCCUGGGGCUGGACUAGGUACAGGGCUCGGCGCAGGAGUUGGAGCAGGAGGCCUGAUCCCUGGGCUUGCAGCAGGAACAGGUAUUGGAGUCAAGCCACCAAAACUAGGUGCUGGAAUUGGAGGUCUAGGUGGUCUUGGUGGUGUUCCUGGGGGUCUAGGUGGUCUUGGUGGUGUUCCUGGUGGUCUAGGUGGUUUUGGUGGUGUUCCUGGUGGCCUUGGAGGUUUUGGCGGCAUUCCUGGUGGCCUUGGAGGUCUUGGUGGCAUUCCUGGUGGCCUUGGAGGUCUUGGUGGCAUUCCUGGUGGCCUUGGAGGUCUUGGUGGCAUUCCUGGUGGCCUUGGAGGUCUUGGUGGACUUGGCGUAGGACAAUAUCCAGGAGGUGUGAAACCACCCAAAGUUCCAGGUACUGGAGUCGGAGUUCCUGGUACUGGUGUUGGUGGAACUGGAAUUGGAGGUGUUGGCACUGGAGUACAGCCUGGUGUUUCUUCAGGUGCUGUUAUUCCACAAACAGGUGCACAACCAGGUGUUGGUGCCGCAGGAAAACCUGGAAAACAAUUACCAGGUGUGGGUAUCCCUGGUGUCUACCCAGGUGGUUUCAUUCCAGGUCCGGGAGGCCUGCUGCCUGGGACUGGUGUUGGGGUUUUGCCUGGUGUUCCAACAGGAACUGGAAUUAAACAAAAAGUACCAGGUGCAGGAGGAACAGUUGCAGGAGUACCAGGAGUUGGUGGUUUUGGAGGACAGCAGCCUGGUGUUCCCCUGGGAUACCCCAUAAAAACACCUAAACUCCCAGGGGGAUACGGCCUACCUUACUCCAGUGGAAAACUGCCCUAUGGAUUUGGCACAGGAGCUGGCAUUGGAGGUGUUCCUGGAGCUGGACUACCUGGAUUUCCCACUGGAACAGGUGCUGGAGCCCAAGCUGCUGCUGCAAAAGCAGCUGCCAAAGCAGCCAAAUAUGGUGCUGGUGGCCGGUAUCCUGGUGUUGGUUCUAUUGGAGGUGUGCCUGGACUGGUACCUGGUGUUGGACUGGGAGGAGGUCUUGUACCAGGAGCAGGUGCUGGUGGCCGGUAUCCUGGUGUUGGUUCUAUUGGAGGUGUGCCUGGACUGGUACCUGGUGUUGGACUGGGAGGAGGUCUUGUACCAGGAGCAGUGCCUGGAGCUGUCAGCGCCAAAGCUGCAAAGUAUGGUUAUGGCAUUCCAGGAGCAGGUGUUGCUGGACUUCCAGGUGUAGUUCCAGGAGCUGGAGUUGGCAGACUUCCAGGUUUUGUCCCAGGUGUAGGUGUUGUACCAGGUGCAGGUGUUGUCCCAGGUACAGGAAUUGUCCCCGGAGCUGGUAUUGGCAUUUCUCCUAAAGCAGGUGUUGUACCAGGUGCAGGUAUUGGAGUUUCUCCAGGAGCUGGUGUUGUUCCAGGAACUGGUGUUGGUGUUGUUCCAGGAACUGGUGUUGGUGUUGUCCCAGGAACUGGUGUUGGUGUUGUCCCAGGAACUGGUGUUGGUGUUGUCCCAGGCACUGGUAUUGGUGUUGUCCCAGGCACUGGUGUUGGAGCAGUUCCAGGAGCUGGUCUUGGUGUUUCUCCUAAAGCAGGUGUUGUCCCAGGAGUUGGCGUUGUCCCAGGAGCUGGGGUUGGCAUAGGAUCUGUUAUCCCAGGAGUUGGUGUUGUCCCAGGAGUUGGGGUUGUCCCAGGUGCUGGUGUUGUCCCAGGAGUUGGUGUUGUCCCAGGCACUGGUAUUGGUGUUGUCCCAGGCACUGGUGUUGGAGCGGUUCCAGGAGCUGGAGUCGGUGUUUCUCCUAAAGCAGUUCUUCCUGUGCAACCUGGAGUUCUGGUGCAGCCCUCUGGUACAGUCACAUCUGUUUCUGGUGCAACUCCAGCCCCAGGUGCUGCAAAUGGCACUGUAAUACAUGGUGGUGUUGCAGGCACAGGAGUUGUUCAGCCUGGAGUUGGUGUAGUCCAGCCUGGUGUUGGUGGUGUCGCCCCUGGAGCAGUUGUGCCGGGUGCUGGUGUUGGUGUAGGUGGUGUUGGAGUUGGAGGUGUUGGUGCAGGCAAGCCCCUCAAACCUGGUGCUGCCGGACUUCCUUUUGUAGGUGGAGCUGGUUUGCAGCCUGGUGCAGGUCUACAACUCCCAACUGGAAUUGGUGCUGGCCUGAAGCCUGGCAAAAUAGGUGCUGGUGUUGGCCUUGGAGGUGUGCCAGGAGUCCCAGGUGCUGGACUAGGUGGUCUCGGAGGUGUUCCUGGAGGUGCAGGAGUUGGUGGCGUUGGAGUCCCUGGAGUUCCAGGUGCGGGAAUUGGUGGACUUGGAUACCCUGCAGGUGCCCGAUACCCUGGUGGCAUUAAACCUCCAAAGCCAGGUUAUGGAGCAGGUGUCCUCCCUGGUUUUGGAUAUUCUCCCAUUGCACCAGGACUAGCCAGCCAGUUGGGAUAUCCAGCAGGUAAACCACCAAAGUCAUAUGGUGGAGCAUUAAACCUACUUGCAGCAUACAGAGGAGGUUAUCCUUGUGGAGCAGGCAAACUAUGCGGAAAGAGAAAGUAAAUCACUUUGCCAUGGAGAUGUGACCUCACAUGAAUAAUGGUGCUACUGCAUGAUUUAGAAUGUAACAUUAUGUCUGUGUGUGUUUCGUUUUACAAAAGGAAAAUCCCCCACUCCUUCCCAUCAAACAUGUGUGAAAACCCCUGGCAGUUAACUUUGAAAGAGGGGGCCAGGUUCUGGAAUUUUCAUAGAAGGGCGGUCCGCUAUGGGAAGUAUUAACAGGAAAGUGAAAUUGUUGACUAGAAAGGGAAAUGAUUGCUGGUGACAUUAAUUUAAGCCUGUAUAUGCCCAUAUCAUCAAGACAAGUGGCCAACUUAACGUACGUUGGAUUUUAUAUUAACUCCCCCAGACCUAUUACCAUUCCUCAUAUGUGCAUAUUUAAGUCUACAUACUGUACAUUUGCAUAGCCACUUGUUUGGUUCCUUUUGCAAGAAAGCACCUCACCCUCAAAUAAUGUGAAGGAUGGGACUGGGGACAUAAUGGGGGAAACACGUUGUAGGGGUGAAGUGCUGUUUCUGUUUCACUUUAAUUACCUCCUCUGAUUCCUCCAUGCAAGUGAAAUAAUUCAUUCCAUGCUAAACACUUUAAAGGCUAUUUCUCUACCAGUAGGUUUAUAAAAAUUUUGAAAACUUUGUGAUUCUUCUCACUACAUAGCUACUGUCACCAAAUCCUUCCAUUCUAUGGCUGUAGCCAUGUCUUUCAAAGCUAUCAGAGCCUGACUUGUGAUAUGGUGUUUAUAAACUCUGCAUAAGCAUUCUCUUCUGACCUGAAUUACAGUUUUCCCUGGCCUGAGUGGAAGUGUUGGAAGCAAAUAUUGACUAUGCUGAGACAGGAAUCAUAGCCACAUGCUGCAGAAAAUAAUGUCUUCCUAAUUACUAGACAAGCUCCCUGACCCUACAAUAAAAUGGUGCUGAAAUAUACUGUGCUCAUAUGUUAUGUGCCUUAUAUUUAAUUAAGGAGUUUUGUAUGUACCUGAUAAGACUUGAUAGGGAUUUCAAUUAUUGGGGGAAAUUAUCACAUUUAUAGGUGUAGCCAAACCUAAGAAUAAAAAAAAAAAUAAAAUAAAAAAAAAUAAAAAAAAAACUUUGGAUAGUCAUGGUUUGUCAGACAUGUCUCAGUUUGAAAGAUCUUAUUAAGCUUUACAAUCACAAACAAACUUAACAUAUUUCAAGAAAAUUAUUGUAUGCAAAAAUAUAACAGUCUUUGUACAGAAACAAGGAUGACAGCUCUGUAGGCUAAUAGACUUGUGCCUUGUGACAGCUUUCAACCAAUCAGGUUUUAGAGUGCUCUUAUUCAUUUCUGAAAGUCAACAUGAUUACAGAAAUCUCUACACUUACACCACAUCAAGUCUUACAAGAAAUGGUUUCACUUUCCUUUAACUAUUACCUAUAUAGAUAUGUGUAUAUAUAAUCUGUGUUUGGUCAGUUUGCACCAUCUGGAACUUGACGUUUGAAAUAUCUUUGUCCAGAAUGUUGUAAAUUAUAUAUUGAAGACAAAGUUUAAAUAGUUGUUUAGCUUGUGCAAUAUGCUAUUUCUGUGGAUUAUUUUAGAAUAUGUUGUUUUCCCCAGAAAGGGGAAUGUGGAACUGUAUACUUUAGCAACAUGAUUUGGGUCUACCGAUGCCCUCACUGUUGGGCUGGAGAACCUCGUGACUACAAAGAGAUGCUGAAAAGGUGAUGCAUCUUGAAAUAAAUGACAUAUCAGAUGUGUCUCUACAGAUAUUGGUUCACCCCUCCAAACCAAAUGGUAGUACUGGGGCUUUACAGGUGGGCCCAAACCAUCAGCUACUGGAGGCAUAAAACAUCUUUGCUGUGUCAGAUCAUUCAUUUCUGUAACUACACUACUCCAGUAUGUGUAUAUGCAAAAUAGUACUGUAUUGUGUCAGGUGUGCCUAGAGCUGUAAUAUGCAACCAGCUUCUUGUUUUUUUCUGUCUCCUGACAUUUAUUUUUGGACCUGUUCCCUCAUUCUCUGUUUUAUUUUUAUUUUAAUUGUCUUGCUGCAGCAAAUCUGGACACAGACUGUGUUUGGGAAUAUGUACUUUUGCAAAUGUAAAACCUCAUUCACCAUGUUCUCUUGAUGUGAUUUGGACAAAACACAUUUUACAACUUUGUAAUAAUAAAUAAACCAAAACAUUUUAACAAA